AUGGACAUGGACGCUUGGAACUGGGCUUCCGAGUCGGAUUGGUGGGCCCAUUAUGUCCUCACGGGAGACCACAAGUCAGCCACAGCUACACAACCUCCGCUACUCCUGGUCAACCACGAGGCCAGAUUCGAGUCGACAAAGGCCUACAAACAGCUGGCCAUUGACAAGGCGGUCCUGAAAAGGUGCCUGUCGAAUGAAACCGUCGUGGACCAUAGCCUGGAGCGUAUGCGGAACCUCAAGAAGACGCCGCGGCUCAAUGUGGACAAUGACAUAUUAGAGUGGGCGCACGUGAAGCGCUGGAGCAGGAACAAUCCCAUGCGAUGCAGCGCCCUCUUCCUGGCAGCCAGCAUGUCUGUUCAGCAUGUAGUUGUCGAAUACGACCAUUACCUCCACACAUCGCUCUUGUCGUUGGCGUUGAGUGUCAUGGACGUUGAGAGCCCCCUAAAGAGCUUGACCAUCAAGGUCUUUGAUGCUUCGGUACAGAAGCAAAUUACCUAUCGUAUAUCUGCUGUUCCCGAUCACGUCCCAGUCAUCCGGGAUCAGCAACAGCUUCCGAGCAUACUGCGGCGCCGUCACGUAGGCAUGCUGCCGUGCUAUCGAUGGCCGUCUGACGCAACGGAGAAUCUCAAGCCGACAAGCCUUGAUCGGUCAGCGGUGAUGUCAUUUGCGCAGUUUUUCGAGCCCGGCACGAAACUGGAUACCAAUUUUGCCAUCUUUCGAGUGGCUUCAGACGACGACCAACCCAAUUGUGAAGGCUUGGUGCCGUCUCCCGAGGUUGUACGGAGUUGGCGAUGGGUAGACAUGGUCGAUGAGCAGGACCGCACCUCGUUCAACAUUAGCCUGCAGAGCGAUGUUGCUUUGUUCAUGCAUCGCAUUUCGCUCUUUGAACAAUGGGAUCAUAAUGACCCUAGACGGCACCGGAUUGACGUAAUCCCAUUCCAUGGCAUUUGCAACUCGCAGCAUGGUCUCCCAUAG
This is a messenger RNA of Pestalotiopsis fici W106-1, 975 nucleotides long. RefSeq lists its product as uncharacterized. The transcript has a single exon. The coding region runs from base 1 to 975 and encodes 324 amino acids. The record is from RefSeq and is a predicted model, not a curated record. Lineage: Eukaryota; Fungi; Ascomycota; Sordariomycetes; Amphisphaeriales; Sporocadaceae.